This is a messenger RNA of Mizuhopecten yessoensis (Yesso scallop), 1654 nucleotides long. RefSeq names its product glycine-rich cell wall structural protein-like. The transcript has 6 exons. NCBI's taxonomy places the organism in Eukaryota, Metazoa, Mollusca, Bivalvia, Pectinida, Pectinidae. Bases 50 to 1279 code for a protein of 409 amino acids. The record is from RefSeq and is a predicted model, not a curated record.
UGUUGGACAUCAUUCCCUGACUGGACAACCCCUGAGGAGAUAGAUCAGCAUGUUUGCCCUUGCUAUCCUUGCCUCCCUUGCUUCCGUAACCCUAGCCAACUUUUAUGGCCAUUAUCCGAUGGGGGGCUUCGUCGGUCAUAGAAUGCAUCACGGAUAUCCCAAAGGCGGAUUUAAGAUUGGUGGCGGGUAUGGUGGAUACAGGAAGGGAGGAUACCACAAGGUGAUGCACCGUCCAGUGAUCGGAGGGUACCCCAAGGGAGGCCACAUGGUAGCUAUACCAAUCAUCAAGGGAGGUUACAAAAAGGGGGGACACAUCGGAGGAUACCCAAAAGGAGGAUUCAUCGGAGGAAAGGGUGGUAUUCUUGGUGGAUACCCUAAGGGUGGAAUCAUCGGGGGAAAGGGUGGUAUUCUUGGUGGAUACCCUAAGGGAGGAAUCAUCGGAGGUCAUGGCGGUAUGAUUGGUGGAUAUCCUAAUGGUGGAAUCAUCGGAGGUCAUGGCGGUAUGAUUGGUGGAUACCACAAGGGUGGAAUCAUUGGAGGUCAUGGCGGUAUGAUUGGCGGAUACCCCAAGGGUGGAAUCAUCGGAGGACAUGGCAGUAUGAGUGGUGGAUUUAUCGGAGGCAAUGUCGGUGGACACAUUGGAGGACAUAUUGCCGGCGGAAGUAUUGGAGCUGGACAUAUCGGAGGCAGCUCUGUUGGAGGCGGUUUCAGAGCUACUAUCGGUGAUGACUUUGGAGUUGUGUCGUCUAAUGGAGGAGGAGCGUUCGUUGGAGACGAGUUUGCAGGCAUUUCUGGAAAUGGAUUCAACGCUAUUGCCAGUGACGAUUUUGAAGCCAUUAACUCCAACGGCGGAUCCGGAGCUCUUAUUGGUGAUGAUUUUGGAGUUACUUUUGGAGGUAACGGUGGAGCUAUCGUAGGCGAUGAUACAGGCAUUGCUUUCGGAGGAAACGGAGGUGCCAUUAUCAACGACGAUUUUGGAAUUGCUUUUGGAGGAAAUGGAGGCGCUAUUGCUGAUGAUGACUUCGGAGUUUCGUUUGGAAAUGGAAUUGGAGUAGGAGGCGGAAACGGAAUCAAUAAUGGAGGCGGAUUAGGAGGAUUUGUCGGUAGAGCGAGUCACGGAUUAGGAUCUAAUGUUGGACUAUCCAGUGGUUUUGUAGGAGGACACGGAGGAAUCAUGCACAAAGGAGGAUUUGGAGGCAUUCAGAAGAGUGGCUUCAUUGGAGGACAUGGAGGAUUUGGAGGUUUUAAGAAAGGAAACCUAAUCGGAGGUGGAUAUUAAUUCAAGCCAAUCCAAUUGCAUUAGUCCCGUGCAAAGAUGUAAAGGGGAGGGGGCCACGUAUGAUCACGUGAUUAUACAAACUUUGUCACAUAAAUACUGCGGUACCGGCGCCGCUUCUGACAAGUAUUCAUAUAUUUGUUCAUGUUCCAGUUUCAUGAACGGUUCUUAUCUAGUGAGAAUUCCUUGACCUUAGCUUUUACCAUUGGGAAGUGUUGCUGAACUUUUAGGGAAAAUCUGCAGUCAAGGAAACUUUUUUAUUCUAAACAAUGAUUUACCACGGCAAAUCUUAAGUUAAUACGUUUCCUUUGGAUAAGUAAUAUUCGUGAAACUGGGAUUAGUUAAGUUAUUUGAAAUAAAAUAUUGUUGGUUAUUUUA